Raphanus sativus (radish) is the source of this 1163-nucleotide messenger RNA. RefSeq names its product agamous-like MADS-box protein AGL19. Gene Ontology annotation, cellular component: nucleus. Bases 237 to 896 code for a protein of 219 amino acids. The transcript is spliced from 8 exons. Gene Ontology annotation, molecular function: DNA-binding transcription factor activity, RNA polymerase II-specific; protein dimerization activity; RNA polymerase II cis-regulatory region sequence-specific DNA binding. The record is from RefSeq and is a predicted model, not a curated record. Lineage: Eukaryota; Viridiplantae; Streptophyta; Magnoliopsida; Brassicales; Brassicaceae. Gene Ontology annotation, biological process: positive regulation of transcription by RNA polymerase II.
AAUGUCAUUUGUGGUUCUCUCUCAUCAUAAAUCUAGGGUUUCUUAAGAAGUUCCCAGCAAUCUGUAUCACACCACCAUCUUCCCAAAAUCUCUUUUUUUUCUUUCUUUCUUUCUGUCUAUCUCCAGAAACAUAUACAGAUAGAUAAAUACACAAAUAGAGAACCACACAUCAAUCUAAGAUCAUACACAUACGAGGAGGAAGAUUUUGAUUUUAGGCUUUGAUAAGAAAGUAAAGAAUGGUGAGGGGAAAGACUGAGAUCAAGAGGAUAGAGAACGCAACGAGCAGGCAAGUGACUUUCUCCAAGAGAAGAAAUGGACUUUUAAAGAAAGCUUUUGAGUUAUCUGUCCUUUGUGAAGCUGAAGUUGGUUUGAUCAUCUUCUCUCCAAGAUCCAAACUCUAUGAGUUCUCUAGCUCUAGCAUGGCAAAAACAAUAGAACGAUAUCAGAAACGGGUCAAAGAAACUGGGAUUAAUUACCCGAGAGAUGACAAUUCUCAGCAAGCAAGAGACGAAACAUAUGGUCUAACAAAAAAGAUUGAGCAGCUAGAGAUAUCUAAACGAAAAAUGCUUGGGAAAGGUAUUGAUGCAUGUUCUAUUGAGGAGCUGCAACAGUUAGAGAAUCGGUUGGAACGAGGCUUGAGCAGGAUACGAGCCAAGAAGUACCUAUUACUUCGUGAAGAAAUUGAGAAGCUGAAGCAUGAGGAGAGGAAUCUCAUUAAGGAAAAUAAAGAACUGAAAGAGAAGUGGCGUGGAAUGGGAGCAAUAGUAGUAGCAUCACCAUCAUCAACCUUGUCAUCAGCAGAAGUGAACAAGGAUAGCAAUGACAAUAUGGAAGUGGAGACUGGUUUGUUCAUUGGACCUCCUGAGCCAAGACAAUCCAAGAAACUCCCUCCUUAAAGAAGAAGAAGUUGAGCCUCAUUUUUUUAUCAAAAGAAAAAAGAAAGUUAAGCCUCACAACUUCAAAAGAAUGUUAUUUAUGUUUUAUAUAUUUUCGUCCAAAAAUUUGAGGUGCCAAUAAAUUCUAAAACAUAGUGUAGUAGUUUGUUCUUAUUCAAUGAGCUGAGCCUCAAAAGUUUCUAUAAAACUACUGUUGUAUUACUUGUGUGUAUUAGAAGUUCAGUACAUGUUUAAGUAUUUUGUUUAUAUAUAUUUUUAAUUAAUACU